CCCAAACCAGCUGUGGUAGAGGCUGAAUUGAAGGUAGAACCAGUCAGUGAAGAGAAAGUUGAGAUUGAAAUGAAGAUGAAGCCAGCCAAAGCUGAAUUUGAGGUUUCCAUUGACCAACAACAAAUGGAAGAGGUGUCAUUUGAGUUCAAAAAAGACGUAAAAGAGCCACAGGUUACAUCUGCUGAAGUUGAAUUUGAUAGGCCAUCAGAGGAAGUAAGCUUUGAACUGGAGCUGACACCAGAAGAGAAACCCAAACCAACUUUAGUAGAGGCUGAUUUGAUUGAAGCACCAGUUGGAGACGAAGAGGAAGUUAUUGACAUUGAUUUAGAAGACAAAGAUGUUGAAAAAGCUGCUGUUCAGAUUCAAGCUGCAUUCAGAGGUUUCCAAGCCAGAAAAGAAGCCAUUGAGAUUGAAAAGGCUCUUGAACCACCAGUGUUUGUCAGAAAAAUUGAAGAACAAGAAGUUGAAGAACGACGACGUGUUAUAUUCAAAUGUGAAGUGACAGGAUCUCCAAGACCAGAAGUGACAUGGUAUUUGGAUGGUGUCCAAAUCGAUGAAGAUGACCAUUAUGUGGUAGAAUACAGUGAGAGUGGCAUCUGUACUUUGAAAAUUGUAGAAGUCAGUAUGGACGAUGAAGGAGAAUUUGAAGUGAAGGCUGUGAAUAAAGUAGGAUCUGAAACCUGCAGAGCUGAACUGUUUGUACUGCCUGCUAAAUGCCCACCAACAUUCGUCAUUAAACCUGAAGACAAAGAAGCUGUCAAAGCUUAUCCUGCUGAAAUUCGCUGCAAAGUCCAUGGCAUCCCAACUCCAACUGUGAGCUGGUUCAAAGGAUGGAAACACUGUCAAGAAGGCAAUGAAUACACUGUGACCUUUGAUAAAGACACCAAUGAACACAUCUUUAUUAUCAAAGAGAGCAAACCUAAAGAUGGUGGUAAAUAUGUGUGUAAAGCUACAAAUGAUUUGGGAGAAGAGAAAGCUAGUUUUACAGUGACACUAAUUGAGAAACCACCUACACCUGAACCUGUACAAGAGCCGGAACCUGUAGAAGAAGUUUUGGAACUAGUUGAAGAAGUGAUGAAAGUUGAAAUUGCCAGACCUGUUGAAGAAGAACCUGUAAUCCAGGAAGAGAUUACACUUGAAGAUGAAGUACCUGUGGAAGAACCAGUCAGUGAAGAGAAAGUAGAUUUUGAAGUGGAGAUGAAGCCAGCCAGAGCAGAAUUUGAGGUUUCCAUUGACCAACAGCAAAUGGAAGAGGUGUCAUUUGAGAUCAAGAAAGACAUAGAAGAGCCACAGGUUACAUCAGCUGAAGUCGAAUUUGUAAGACCAUCUGAGGAAGUAAGCUUUGAAUUGGAGCUGACACCAGAUGAAAAACCCAAACCAGUUGUGGUAGAGGCUGAAUUGAAGGUGGAACCAGUCAGUGAAGAGAAAGUUGAGAUUGAAAUGAAGAUGAAGCCAGCCAAAGCUGAAUUUGAGGUAUCCAUUGAUCAACAGUCACUGGAAGAGGUGUCAUUUGAAAUCAAGAAAGAUGUAAAAGAGCCACAGGUUACAUCUGCUGAAGUAGAAUUUGAAAGACCAUCAGAAGCAGUAAGCUUUGAACUGGAGCUGACACCAGAAGAGAAACCCAAACCAACUUUAGCAGAGGCUGAUUUGAUUGAAGCACCAGUUGGAGAUGAAGAGGAAGUUAUUGACAUUGAUUUAGAAGAUAAAGAUGUUGAAAAAGCUGCUGUUCAGAUUCAAGCUGCAUUCAGAGGUUUCCAAGCCAGAAAAGAAGCCAUUGAGAUUGAAAAAGCUCUUGAACCACCAGUGUUCGUCAGAAAAAUUGAAGAACAAGAAGUUGAAGAACGACAACGUGUUGUAUUCGAAUGUGAAGUGACAGGAUCUCCAAGACCAGAAGUGACAUGGUAUUUGGAUGGUGUCCAAAUCGAUGAAGAUGACCAUUAUGUGGUGGAAUACAGUGAGAGUGGCAUCUGUACUUUGAAAAUUGUAGAAGUCAGUAUGGACGAUGAAGGAGAAUUUGAAGUGAAGGCUGUGAAUAAAGUAGGAUCUGAUGUGUGCAGAGCUGAACUAUUUGUACUACCUGCAAAAUGUCCACCAAAAUUUGUCAUUAAACCUGAAGACAAAGAAGCUGUGAAAGCUUAUCCUGCUGAAAUUCGCUGCAAAGUUCAUGGCAUCCCAACUCCAACUGUGAGCUGGUUCAAAGGAUGGAAACACUGUCAAGAAGGCAAUGAAUACACUGUGACUUUUGAUAAAGACACCAAUGAACACAUCUUUAUUAUCAAAGAAAGCAAACCUAAAGAUGCCGGUAAAUAUGUGUGUAAAGCCACAAAUGACUUGGGAGAAGAAAAAUCCAGUUUUACAGUUACACUAAUUGAGAAACCACCGACACCUGAACCUGUACCAGAGCCAGAACCAGUAGAAGAAGUUUGUGAAAUAGAUGAAGAAAUUAUGCCAGUUGAAAUUACCAAACCUGUUGAAGAAGAACCUGUAAUUCAGGAAGAGGUUAGACUUGAGGUUGAAGUACCUGUAGAAGAACCAGUCAGUGAAGAGAAAGUAGAGGUUGAAGUGGAGAUGAAGCCAGCCAGAGCUGAAUUUGAGGUUUCCAUUGAGCAACAGCAAAUGGAAGAGGUGUCAUUUGAGAUCAAGAAAGACAUAGAAGAGCCACAGGUUACGUCUGCUGAAGUCGAAUUUGUAAGACCCUCCGAGGAAGUAAGCUUUCAACUGGAGCUGACACCAGAAGAAAAGCCAAAACCAUAUGUGGUAGAUGCUGAAUUGAAGGUAGAGCCAGUCAGUGAAGAAAAAGUUGAGGUUGAAAUGCAGGUGAAGCCAGCAAGAGCUGAAUUUGAUGUAUCCAUUGACCAACACCAAAUGGAAGAGGUUUCAUUUGAGAUCAAGAAAGACGUGGGAGAACCACAAGUUACCUCUGCUGAAGUUGCAUUUGAUAGGCCAUCAGAGGAAGUAAGCUUUGAACUGGAGCUGACACCAGAAGAGAAACCCAAACCAACUUUAGUAGAGGCUGAUUUGAUUGAAGCACCAGUUGGAGAUGAAGAAGAAGUUAUUGACAUUGAUUUAGAAGACAAAGAUGUUGAAAAAGCUGCUGUUCAGAUUCAAGCUGCAUUCAGAGGUUUCCAAGCUAGAAAAGAAGCCAUCGAGAUUGAAAAGGCACUUGAACCACCAGUGUUUGUCAGAAAGAUUGAUGAACAAGAAGUUGAAGAGCGCCAACGUGUUGUAUUCAAAUGUGAAGUGACAGGAUCUCCAAGACCAGAAGUGACAUGGUAUUUGGAUGGUGUCCAAAUAGAUGAAGAUGACCAUUAUGUGGUAGAAUACAGUGAGAGUGGCAUCUGUACUUUGAAAAUUGUAGAAGUCAGUAUGGACGAUGAAGGAGAAUUUGAAGUGAAGGCUGUGAAUAAAGUAGGAUCUGAAACCUGCAGAGCUGAACUGUUUGUACUACCUGCUAAAUGUCCACCAACAUUUGUCAUUAAACCUGAAGACAAAGAAGCUGUCAAAGCUUAUCCUGCUGAAAUUCGCUGCAAAGUCCAUGGCAUCCCAACUCCAACUGUGAGCUGGUUCAAAGGAUGGAAACACUGUCAAGAAGGCAAUGAAUACACUGUGACUUUUGAUAAAGACACCAAUGAACACAUCUUUAUUAUUAAAGAGAGCAAACCUAAAGAUGGUGGUAAAUAUGUGUGCAAAGCUACAAAUGACUUGGGAGAAGAAAGAGCUAGUUUUACAGUUACACUAAUUGAAAAGCCAACAACACCUGAACCUGUACAAGGGCCAGAACCUGUGGAAGAAAUUAUGCCAGUUGAAAUUACCAAACCUGUUGAAGAAGAACCUGUAAUUCAGGAAGAGGUUAGACUUGAGGUUGAAGUACCUGUAGAAGAACCAGUACGUGAAGAGAAAGUAGAGGUUGAAGUGGAGAUGAAGCCAGCAAAAGCUGAAUUUGAGCUUUCCAUUGAGCAACAGCAAAUGGAAGAAGUGUCAUUUGAGAUCAAGAAAAGUGUAGAAGAACCACAGGUAACAUCAGCUGAAGUAGACUUUGAAAGACCAUCUGAGGAAGUAAGCUUUCAACUGGAACUGACACCAGAAGAAAAGCCCAAACCAGCUGUGGUAGAUGCUGAAUUGAAGGUAGAACCAGUCAGUGAAGAGAAAGUUGAGAUCGAAAUGAAGAUGAAGCCAGCCAGAGCUGAAUUUGAUGUCUCCAUUGAUCAACAGCAAAUGGAGGAGGUGUCAUUUGAGAUCAAGAAAGAUGAAGUAAGCUUUAAACUGGAGCUGACACCAGAAGAGAAACCCAAACCAACUUUAGUAGAGGCUGAUUUGAUUGAAGCACCAGUUGGAGAUGAAGAGGAAGUUAUUGACAUUGAUUUAGAAGACAAAGAUGUUGAAAAAGCUGCUGUUCAGAUUCAAGCUGCAUUCAGAGGUUUCCAAGCCAGAAAAGAAGCCAUUGAGAUUGAAAAAGCUCUUGAACCACCAGUGUUUGUCAGAAAAAUUGAAGAACAAGAAGUUGAAGAACGACAACGUGUUGUAUUCGAAUGUGAAGUGACAGGAUCUCCAAGACCAGAAGUGACAUGGUAUUUGGAUGGUGUCCAAAUCGAUGAAAAUGACCAUUAUGUGGUAGAAUACAGUGAGAGUGGCAUCUGUACUUUGAAAAUUGUGGAAGUCAGUAUGGAUGAUGAAGGAGAAUUUGAAGUGAAGGCUGUGAAUAAAGUAGGAUCUGAAACCUGCAGAGCUGAACUGUUUGUUCUGCCUGCUAAAUGCCCACCAACAUUCGUCAUUAAACCUGAAGACAAAGAAGCUGUCAAAACUUAUCCUGCUGAGAUUCGCUGCAAAGUCCAUGGCAUCCCAACUCCAACUGUGAGCUGGUUCAAAGGAUGGAAACACUGUCAAGAAGGCAAUGAAUACACUGUGACUUUUGAUAAAGACACCAAUGAACACAUCUUUAUUAUUAAAGAGAGCAAACCUAAAGAUGGUGGUAAAUAUGUGUGUAAAGCUACAAAUGACUUGGGUGAAGAAAAAGCUAGUUUUACAGUUACACUAAUUGAAAAGCCAACAACACCUGAACCAGUCCCAGAACCUGAGCCUAUAGUGGAAGAGGUCGUUGAGUUUGUUGAAGAAGAAGCCCCAAUUGAAGCAGCAGUUCCAGUUAUGGAAGAAGUUAUGAAGGAAGAAGUAACUGUAGAAACUGAGAUUGCAGUUGAAGAUGAGACACCAGUUGCAGAAGCUCUUCCUGCGUUAGACGAAGUUGUUAAGGAAGAAGUGACUGUGAAAACUGAGAUGGCAGUCGAAGCACCUGUUGAUGAACAACUUGAGGUUACAUUGAAAGUUCAGCCUGUGAAAGUUGAGGUUGAUGUUCCUGAGGAAGAGGUUGAGUUUACUCUCAAGAAAGAAAUUGAGGAAGAAAAGCCAGAAGAUAAAUUUGACACUGUUGAUUUUGCAGUAGAAAUACCAGCGGAGGAAAUGAAACCUGAGGUUGAGGAAGAGGUGAAACCAGUUGUGGAAGAAAAGGUUGAAGAAGUUCUUGACUUGACCCCUCCUGUUUUCGUGAAGGAGUUGGUCCCUAUCACAGUGGAAGAAGGCUGUCAGCUGCAUCUGGAUGUUGAGGUUAAAGGAGAACCGCUGCCAACUAUGACCUGGUAUCAAGAUGAUGUGGAGGUUGCUGCAGAUGAUCACCUUAGAAUUGGCUGCCCCAAAGAAAUGGAGUCUACUUUGGACAUUGAACACACUACUGCUGAGGAUGAAGCUGAGUACAUGUGUAAAGCUGUUAAUCCUGCAGGUGAAGCAGUCACAAGAGCUGAGGUCAUUAUUGAACCUGCUAAAGAAGCCCCUGUGUUCACCAAGGAACUACAAACCAUAACUGUUACUGAAGGAAAGAUGGUACACUUUGAAUGCCAAGUUAUUGGAAGACCUCAUCCAGAAGUGAAAUGGUAUCUUGAAGGUGUUGAGAUUGAAGAGAGAGAAAAUGUUAGGAUUGAGUACAGUGAUAGUGGUGUAUGUGUCUUGGUUAUCAAGAUUGCCAGUGUUGGAGAUGCAAACAUGUACACCUGUAAAGCUACUAAUGUUGUCGGGGAAGCCAUUACUAAAGCUCAACUUAUUGUGGAAGUUGCUUUGAGGCCACCAAUGUUCAUUGUGAAACCAAAUGAUAUUUCAGCUCCUGAAGGUGUUCCUGCGGAAAUGAGAUGUCGAGUGACUGGAAAUCCAGACCCCACCAUUGGAUGGUUUAAAGGAUGGAAACACUGCCAACAAGGAGCCGAGUAUAAUGUCAGUUAUGACGAUGAAAAAGAUGAACACAGUUUUAUUGUCAAUGAAUUGAAACAAAAGGACUGUGGUCAAAUACACGUGCAAAGCAACUAACGAUCUAGGUGAGGACAAAGCUGUGUGCACUAUCACAAUUCUACAAGAACCACCUGUGUUUGUGCAGGAACUUGAACCAGCCAAUGCCUUUGAAGGAACUAGUGUCACUAUGAAGUGUAAAGUCACUGGUUUACCAAGACCAGAUGUGCAGUGGUUCAAGAAAAAAGCUAAAGUCAAGAUAACUGCCCGCACAGUGAUUGAGUACACCGAUGAUGGAGUUUGUAUGCUAACUUUGCAUAAUCUUGGUUUGGAUGAUAUUACUACCUACACCUGUAAAGCAACCAACAAAGUGGGAGAAGCAUCAACAUCUGCUGAACUCAUCUUACAAGUGGCAGCAAAGAUUACAGAAGGGCCUGCUAACAUGUCAGU
Molecule: messenger RNA, 6717 nt
Organism: Saccoglossus kowalevskii
Lineage: Eukaryota; Metazoa; Hemichordata; Enteropneusta; Harrimaniidae
Product: titin
Biological process (GO): protein phosphorylation; intracellular signal transduction; sarcomere organization
Cellular component (GO): M band
Molecular function (GO): protein binding; protein kinase activity; metal ion binding
Source: RefSeq, a predicted model, not a curated record